AUGACUGGCACCCUCGCCCAAGUCUGCGAAUGGUACCUCAACCCCGACGAUUGCAUCUGCAUGCUCUCCACCGACGGAUCUCUUUUACGCAGUCAGACUGCCUUUUGCUGCAAGAAAUUGGGGUACAAGACGAUGAAUAGCAUCUGUGGCGUCGACCGCAAAAACAGACAGUUGUUCAAGGAUUGUUGCAAGGGGUUGAACCAGGAGAGUGUGAUUGGGCAUUGUCGCUAG
Messenger RNA from Neurospora tetrasperma FGSC 2508, 231 nucleotides. RefSeq lists its product as uncharacterized. The coding region runs from base 1 to 231 and encodes 76 amino acids. The record is from RefSeq and is a predicted model, not a curated record. The transcript is spliced from 2 exons. Lineage: Eukaryota; Fungi; Ascomycota; Sordariomycetes; Sordariales; Sordariaceae.